AAAUUUCCCAACAACGCUAUCUAGAAAAAAUUUGGACACUAACAAUGGUACACAAAUCCUGUCCAAUCUGUAUCAUUACACAGUAAGUGGGUACUAUGGCGACUACAACUCCAAACACACUUACCUAUCCCACGACCCAUGAGUUCUAUGUCAUCAUCAGAAGCGCAAAAAAUGGUAUGGUACUCACCGCAGGCUCAGAUUCGGUCUCCUUGCAAGAGUACAAUCCUUCGUCCAGUAGACAACUCUGGUCGUUACAAAAUGCGCCACGUGGAAAAGUAAUUUUAAAUGCUCAUCACGGAAAGGUUUUAGAUGUCCAAGGUGGAGCCUCAAUGAAUCACAGGAUCACCCUCAGCGAUAGAACCGAAGGAAAAAGUCAGUACUGGAACCUUAAUUCCGAUGGAACUAUUACUAGUCCUGGUACACACUUAGCACUUGACGUAACAAUGUUGAAUAAAUUGAAAGUGUGGUCUAGACAUGGAAGACUUAAUCAGAGGUUCGCCAUUCUGAAAACCGGUUAACAUGUACUUACUACUUUGCAUAUGUUCUAUCUAUUUCAUGACUUAAAUAAAAUUUGACUACAAAGACAA
This is a messenger RNA of Zophobas morio, 587 nucleotides long. RefSeq lists its product as uncharacterized. Bases 96 to 518 code for a protein of 140 amino acids. NCBI's taxonomy places the organism in Eukaryota, Metazoa, Arthropoda, Insecta, Coleoptera, Tenebrionidae. The transcript has 2 exons. The record is from RefSeq and is a predicted model, not a curated record.